GCGUGACAUCACAUCUGUCAAACGGAGCAACGUCGUAAAGACAAAGAAAUUUGAGGAGAAAAUGAAAACAAGAAGCGAUUAAAACAAAUAAAAUGUGCUCGUUGUACGACAAAAAUGUAGUCAUUUGAUGAGGCCACUUUCGAUAUCUAAGUGAACAUAAAAAAGUUACAAUGCUGAAGAGUGAACACUUUGUGACAAUUAGCCUUGACACUGAUGAAUGUGACAUUUGUCACCAGUGCACUGGAGAGGCACUGGUGACAUGCAAGGAGUGUUUUCAUCCCAUCACAGAGGAACCAGUAAGAGAAGGCUUUAAUAAGUUACUUGGAGUUGUCCACCAGAAUGUUUUCGGACAUGAGGUAUGCUUCAAGAAAGCUCACCAAGUGCUUAGUCAGAACAUAGGAAAUCGCAAACUGUCUUCGGACAGCGUGACAUCACAACUUAAAGGACUCCUUGACGAGAAAAUGCAGCAGAUCAUUAAAUAUGCACGAAACGAAGGAAAUCUGAGUGCCCCGCAACCGCUAUUUGAAGUAAGAAGUACGCCUUGUUCCCGUACUAGUAGUCCACUGAGAGGCCUGUCCAAGACACGAUUUGAACAAGCUACUAAGCGAAAAUGCAGUAGUGAUGAAAAUAUACAUGUAGGACAGAGAGAGAGUAGAAGGCCAGCUUUUGAAAAAGUACCUGCAAUAUAUGUUAAUGAGCAAUCUGAUACCCCAGAACCUCGAAAUAGGAUUCAACUGGAAAAACCUGAACUAAUAGUAAAGCAGGAAGCAACAGAUCGAAAUUGCCAUACAAAAUCUGAUUUUAAAACAAAACAUGUAGACUUACAUGAUUCUAAAUCCAGGAAGAAGCCUUGCGAUCGUCGAGAAUUUCAAGACGCUAGUGGGAAGUCGGAAUCAAGUGGAGAAACUAUUAAAAUUCCAUCUGAUAAGUAUGUUUAUUUACCUUGUGAACAUCAGUAUGCAAGUGAAGGGUGGACCAUUGAUGACCUUUUAUGUGACAUUUGUGAACAUCAUCAUCACCAAGUGAACCAAUCAGAACAAGUUCUCACAAGUACCAGCCAAUCAGAAUCAAGCACAGACAAUGAUGCGGAUGAAGAUGCUGAUUUAUUACCUGUUGCAAAGUCUGCUGUUGCAGAAGGUUUAAAUAAGGACAGGAAAGAGUCUGGAUACUCAAAAAAUAAUUUUAAGAGCUAUUCCAGUGAAGAGUUGAAAGUAUGGAGUCGAGAUGAGCUCUCCAAAAUGUUAGAGAAGUUAAAAUCAAGUUGUAAAGACAUUUCAUCCAUGCUUGUUUUGCUGCUUCAAGAGAGAGAUGACCUUAAACAGGAGGUCAGAGUGCGCCAUCUAAUGAUUGAAAAACUAGUAUCUAUUCAAGCAACUGAAUAAUUUAGUACUUGUUACCAUAGAAAUGCACAUUGAAAUUUAUGUUAUGCAAGGAUUGAAUGUUUCUGAAAUAAUUUUUACUGUUGAAAUAUUUUUGCAAAUGUUUUGAUUACAGUAGUAGUCAGUAACUAUUUGAUAGUCUAAUUACUAAAACUACAUUUUUUGGAACAAUAAAUAUUUUAGAAAUGAUACUGGA
Messenger RNA from Anneissia japonica, 1575 nucleotides. RefSeq lists its product as uncharacterized. NCBI's taxonomy places the organism in Eukaryota, Metazoa, Echinodermata, Crinoidea, Comatulida, Comatulidae. The transcript is spliced from 4 exons. The record is from RefSeq and is a predicted model, not a curated record. The coding region runs from base 171 to 1382 and encodes 403 amino acids.